UUUUGGAAAAGAUUUAAAAGGUAGCUUUGUUUAUCGUCUUUCAAAAGCAACCUCACUUAAAUCUGUUGAAAGAAAAAUUUGAUAGCAUUUUCCUAUACAUAUCAUUAAAUAUUCACCAUGUUUAUUUCUUUCGCUUGUCCAAAAAAUAACACAUUUGUUCACCUAAUUCAACAAAUAUGGACGAUCUUCAAUAAUAGUCCUUUGGAUGUAUUGCAACAUGUUGUUAUGUUUAAAUCAGGCUAAUGGUGUUUGCCAUUUUUACCCUUUAUACUUUUUCUAUCUUUUUUGUUUAAAGUAAUAAAUUCUUAGUACACAAAAUUAUUAAACUAAUCUUUUUGUGUACUUUUGUUUAUAUACAACAAUUAAUCUUUUGUAAUAAAUAUUCAAUGAAAGUAAAUUUGACCGUUAUAAUACUAUUAAAAUUUACUUAAUCCAACUCUUCACAAAACACUAGACUGCCUUGACCUGUUGACCAUGUUAUAAAUAUAAAAAAAAAUUGAACUCUUUUCAAAAAUCAUGUCUUAGAUAACAACUUUUUAGUUAUUUCAUUUCUCCCUAACCCCACUUCCACAACGUUCCCUAAGUCAACAAUCAUAUUGUAUAAUGACUCAUACAAUAUGAUUUUUUUUUCUCAUUAGAAAUAAUAUAGUCAUCUUUAAAUUACAUUUUUCUUUCAAGAAGAAGAAGAAGAAAGAUUAAAAAAUGGAAGGGGAAAUUCACAAUUUCAUUGUUGUAUGGACUAUUGUCUUAGCAAGUCUAUGCUAUUCCCACACCAUAGCAAAAUUCAUCCCCAAAGGCAAAGCAAGAUUUGUGGCUAUAUUUCCAAUUGUUUGUCUAUUUCUCACUCUUCCUCUUUAUCUCACAUCCAUUAAUCUUGGUUGUACUACUUCAUUCUUCAUUGCAUGGCUAGCCACUUUCAAGAUUCUUCUUUUUGUCUUUGGUAAAGGCCCUUUAUCAUCAACCCCAUCUCUACCACUAUCAACAUUCAUUCCAUUGGCUUGUUUGCCUAUAAAGUUUCAAAAAUAUUCAACUAGUGAUGAUGUUGAAACCACAAAAAAGGCUACAAAUUCAACUUUCAAUCUUGUUAUUAAGAUUGCACUUUUAGCCACUUUGAUUAGGGUGUAUAAUUAUAAAGAUAAUUUGCAUCCAAAAAUCAUUUUAUUUUGUUAUUGCCUCCACAUUUACUUCAUGUUAGAGAUCAUAUUGAUCAUGGUUAGCGCCACAGUCCGAAGGGUGAGUCGAGUCGAGCUCGAGCCACCCUUCAAUGAGCCUUACCUAGCUAGCUCGCUUCAGGAUUUCUGGGGAAAGAGAUGGAACCUUAUGGUAACCAAUAUACUCCGUCCAACCAUAUAUGACCCUAUACAUUCAAUGGUGGCUAACCGGAUUUCGAGGAAGUGGGCCCCACUUCCGGCUGUGAUCGCAACGUUUUUCGUCUCGGGGCUAAUGCAUGAGCUGAUUUUCUACUACAAUGGAAGAUUAAAACCUAAUGGUGAAGUCAUGAUGUUCUUUCUAAUUCAUGGAGUCGCUUUGAGUGUUGAAAUUGUUAUCAAGAAAAUUUUAAAUGGAAAAUUUUUGGUUCCUAGAAUUAUUUCAGGUCCAUUAGCACUUAGUUUUAUAAUUUUCACAAGUUUUUGGUUGUUUUUUCCACCUUUUUUGAGGGGUAAUACAGAGCUUAAAGCAUGUACUGAAUUUAUUGCUUUCUUAGAAUUUAUUAGGUAUGGCAAAUUAAUUAGUCCUACCAAUAUAACUUGUCCACUUCUAUAAUAACAAAAAAAAAGUACUUAUUUCAUGGUGGGCUAAGGAUUGCAGGAGUUAUGAUUGAAUUAAUUAAUUAAUUUGAAUGGCAUGUGAGAUUUCCUACUUUUUUGGUACUUUUGAAAAGACAAAUGAGUAAACCCUUGUAGAUACUAAAUUUCAAUUUUCUUUUAAUUGGUCGAUACAUUGUAAAUCUGAAUUAAUCGAACUUGUGAGUUCUGAAUAUCAAAUAAUUAUAUACAACAAAAAAGUUUUUUCCUAAAAAGAGAAAAAUUUGAAAUUAAAAAUUCUAUAAUUUGAGGUUGUUCUAUUUCAAUGUGAACAAUUUAUAACUAGUCUUACAUGAAUGGACAAGUGAUAUUGUCAGGACUAACUAGUUUACCAUACCUAACAAAUUCUAAAAAAGCAAUAGAUUCAUUACAUCCUUUGACAUCUGGCUUACCCCUCAAUAAUGGUGGAAAAAACAACCAAAAACUUGUCAAAAUUAUAAACCCUAAUGUUAAUGGACCAGAAAUAAACCUAGGGACCAAUAAUUUGCCAUUUAACAAUUUCUUGACCAUAAUUUCAACACUCAAAGCUACACCGUGAAUGAUAAAAAAACAUGUGACUUCCCAACUAGGUUUCUCUCUUGAAAUGUAGUAAAAAAUCAGCUCAUGCAUUAUCCCCGAGACGAAAAACGUCGCGAGCACCGCGGGAAGUGGGGCCCACUUCCUCGGGAUUCGAUCCAACAUCAACGACCGAACAAGGUUGUAAACGGUUGGACGAAGUAUAUUGGUUACCAUGAGGUUCCAUCUUUUGCCCCAAAAAUCCUGAAGUGAGCUAGUCUUGUAAGGUUCAUCAAAAGGUGGUUCGAGUUCGACUUGGCUCGCAACUCGAACCAUAGUACUAACCAUGGUUAAUAAGAUUUCUAGGAAAAAGUAAAUGUGGAGGCAAUAACAAAAGAGAAGGAGUUUUGGAUGUAAAUUGUCUUUAUAAUUAUACACCCUUAUCAAAAUGGCUAGAAGUGUAAUCUUGGUAACAAGAUUGAGGGUUGAAUUUGUGGUCUUUUUUGUUGUUUCAACAUUAUCACUAGGUGAAUGUUUUUGAUACUUUAUAGGCAAACAAGCUAAGGGAAUGAAUGUUGAAAGUGGUAGAGGUGGGAUUGAUGACAAAGGCCCU
Solanum lycopersicum (tomato) is the source of this 2913-nucleotide messenger RNA. RefSeq names its product acyl-CoA--sterol O-acyltransferase 1-like. The record is from RefSeq and is a predicted model, not a curated record. Gene Ontology annotation, biological process: lipid metabolic process. Lineage: Eukaryota; Viridiplantae; Streptophyta; Magnoliopsida; Solanales; Solanaceae.